Talaromyces amestolkiae is the source of this 297-nucleotide messenger RNA. RefSeq lists its product as uncharacterized. Gene Ontology annotation, molecular function: (2E,6E)-farnesyl diphosphate synthase activity; dimethylallyltranstransferase activity. Gene Ontology annotation, cellular component: cytoplasm. Gene Ontology annotation, biological process: trans, trans-farnesyl diphosphate biosynthetic process. The transcript has a single exon. The record is from RefSeq and is a predicted model, not a curated record. Bases 1 to 297 code for a protein of 98 amino acids. Lineage: Eukaryota; Fungi; Ascomycota; Eurotiomycetes; Eurotiales; Trichocomaceae.
AUGGUUGAAAGUUUUCAAGAGAUUGCUUUCUUGACCGAAAUGGGCCAGGAGCGCGAUGCACUGGCAUCCAGUCGACAGGGUCUGGAGCAGUGGACCAUGGAGCUGUAUGACAAGAUUACAGAACUCAAAGGGGGAUACUACAGCUUCUACCUCUCUGCGCUUCUUAGUCUCCUUUAUCUUGGAUUGGAUACACCGUCCAACGUCGAAUGCACCAAAGAGAUACUCAUCCCGUUGGGUGCACAAGAGAAGAAAUGCUCAUGGGUCGUGAUCCAGGCAUGGAAGAUGAGCAGAGGGUAG